This is a messenger RNA of Sphaerodactylus townsendi, 2551 nucleotides long. RefSeq names its product ISL LIM homeobox 1 (gene ISL1). The record is from RefSeq and is a predicted model, not a curated record. The transcript is spliced from 6 exons. Gene Ontology annotation, biological process: axonogenesis; positive regulation of transcription by RNA polymerase II; neuron fate specification. Gene Ontology annotation, cellular component: nucleus. Gene Ontology annotation, molecular function: DNA-binding transcription factor activity, RNA polymerase II-specific; cis-regulatory region sequence-specific DNA binding. Bases 373 to 1422 code for a protein of 349 amino acids. NCBI's taxonomy places the organism in Eukaryota, Metazoa, Chordata, Lepidosauria, Squamata, Sphaerodactylidae.
GUAAGAGAUAAGCAAGAGGCUGGCGGCCGCGGCGCGCCGAGUCCCACACCGAGGCGCGCCUGCCUGCUCGGCUGCCGGGCGGCUCCGGGCGCGUGGCUCCGCUGCCCAAGCAUCGCCGGCCCGGCAAGAAGCCGCCCUAGCCCACGUGACGGCCCCAAGCUGGACCGCUGCCCCGGUCAAGCGGACCCAGACCCCGACCCUCGACGGCAGCAGCAGCAGCAGCAACUCUCCCUGGAAGGAGCAGCAGCCGCCGCCGCCGCCGCCGCCGCCGCCUGCGGUUGAUUGUCAUUUUGUUCUUCUUUCUCCUGGGGAGAAGCGCCUUCGCAACCCUGCACCAUUGCACUGUGGACAAUAUCGCCUCCUCUUGCGGACAUGGGAGACAUGGGAGACCCGCCGAAAAAGAAACGCCUGAUUUCCCUCUGCGUCGGUUGCGGCAACCAGAUCCACGACCAGUACAUCCUGCGCGUUUCCCCGGACCUGGAAUGGCACGCGGCGUGCUUGAAGUGCGCGGAAUGCAACCAGUAUUUGGACGAGACCUGCACGUGCUUUGUUAGGGAUGGGAAAACCUACUGCAAAAGAGACUACAUCAGGCUGUACGGCAUCAAGUGCGCCAAGUGCAACAUCGGCUUCAGCAAGAACGACUUCGUGAUGCGGGCCCGCUCCAAGGUCUACCACAUCGAGUGUUUCCGCUGCGUGGCCUGCAGCCGCCAGCUCAUCCCGGGCGACGAGUUCGCGCUGCGGGACGACGGCCUCUUCUGCCGGGCCGACCACGACGUGGUGGAGAGAGCCAGCCUGGGCGCCGGAGACCCCCUCAGCCCCCUGCACCCCGCCCGGCCGCUGCAGAUGGCAGCAGAACCUAUCUCUGCCAGGCAGCCGGCUCUCAGGCCGCACGUCCACAAGCAGCCGGAGAAGACCACCCGCGUCCGGACGGUCCUCAACGAGAAGCAGCUGCACACCUUGCGGACCUGCUACGCCGCCAACCCCCGACCCGACGCCCUCAUGAAGGAGCAACUGGUGGAGAUGACCGGCCUCAGCCCCCGCGUCAUCCGCGUCUGGUUCCAGAACAAGCGCUGCAAGGACAAGAAGAGGUCCAUCCUCCUCAAGCAGCUGCAGCAGCAGCAGCCCAACGACAAGACCAACAUCCAGGGCAUGACCGGCACUCCGAUGGUGGCUGCGAGCCCGGAGAGGCACGACGGGGGCUUGCAGGCCAACCCGGUGGAGGUGCAGAGCUACCAGCCCCCCUGGAAAGUCCUCAGCGACUUCGCCUUGCAGAGCGACAUCGAUCAACCGGCUUUUCAGCAACUGGUUAAUUUUUCAGAAGGAGGCCCAGGCUCCAAUUCCACCGGAAGUGAGGUAGCAUCCAUGUCCUCUCAACUCCCGGAUACACCCAACAGCAUGGUAGCCAGUCCUAUUGAGGCAUGAGGAACAUUCCUUGCGAUGUUGCGGUCCUUGAAUCUGUUCGCCCCCUGCUGGAGAGAGUGGGAAAGCUACCACGUUUGGGGACUCGAGAAAUGUUUAGAGAAAAAGAGAAAGAAUGAAAAAAAUAUUUAAUACAACCUUGUUCAUGAACCUAAGCAAAGAAAACUCCAUAAACAGUCUGAGGAGUUUUUGUUUUUUUGUUUUCCUUUUGCAAUGAUAAGGUAGCAACACUGUGAAGACAAUCAUGGGAUCUUACUAGAAUAAUAUUCAAAGAGCAAAGGAAAAUGCUUUUUUAAAAAAAAUCUAAGCGAAAGGAUCGGAGGAGGAUCAAGGAAACCAAACAGACGUUUGAAAAACGUAGAAAGGAUCCGGUCUUGAAGAUCUCCAACCUUCUCCUUCAGUGACUCCACAUCCUGGAGAGAAAAAAACUCGCCUCUAUCCUUAACCCUCUCGGUGCUGUGUGUCAGCCGGCCUUUUCCCUUGCCAAACCCCCUCUAAAAUAUAUUUAAAAACAAACAUUCUGGAAAGGAGUUCUGAUAGGUUGCUUCCCCGACAUCAAGAAAGGACAAUCUGUAGCCCCUCCAGACUGAACGAGCCAUUGAAAGAAGGAGGAACUGCGAGUGGUUUGCAAAUUUCUUUUUUUCCCCCGUUUAACCCCAGUCGACUUUAACCAGGGAGGGGUGUGUGGUCUCCGAUAGCAUGUACUGUAGCUUCUCCCCCUCUCCUCCUCCUCCUUUUUUGGGGGGGUUAGGUCUGUUGAGAUCCCUCCCGAAGCCUCCAGUGACGUUCCUGGAGGUUUCUAAAAAGAGGGAACCUGGGGGGGGGUGUUUUUAAUCCCAGUUUCAAACUUCACUUGCAACAAGGUAUACCUCUUUUUGCCCCCCCCCCAACCCCCCCCAUGGAAAUUGUGUCUCUCGGGGUUGUGUUUUUGACUGGCUGUCCGAUCAACAACACACUCCCUCCCUUCCCCCAAAGAUGUGUAUAGUUCUGGUUUUCUUUUCUUUUCUUUUUUUAAAAAGAAAAAAAAUGGACUGUUUCUAUUUCUCGCUCUCUGAAACCGACGAGCGAAAAAAAAUUACUUUUGUUUGCUCUCUCGCAUUGCAAAAAUUAUAAAAUUAUUUAUUAUUUAUUA